This is a messenger RNA of Paramecium sonneborni, 615 nucleotides long. The record is from the annotation of a GenBank genome assembly. NCBI's taxonomy places the organism in Eukaryota, Ciliophora, Oligohymenophorea, Peniculida, Parameciidae.
AUGAAUAAAUUCUUUAUUAUUCAAAACUAACCCACUUUUAAGUUCCAUCAUAAUCAUUAGUAUUUCUUAUUUUUAUUAAAAACAUCCUUUUUUAGAAAUAAAUUAAAGAAUGUUAUAACAAAUAAGAAAGAACCCAUAUUUUUAUAAAGACUCUAAAAGGGGACAACUAAACUGUUUACUAAAUCUAAUUAUAGUCAUGGAAUAUUUUUAUUUAUAGUAACUGCCAUCAAACUACUAGGCUUAAGCAAAUUUACUGUUAGUGUUCUUACUAUAGCUAUCUUCAUAGUUAUCUCGUAAGAUAUAAAUAUUUUAUUAUUAAUUCUUUACUUUGGAUUUUAAGUGUUGUCAUCGGAACUAUUUGAAUCCUAAGAAAUAAAUAAAACACUCACAUUUUCUAUAUUUUUAGGAUUAUUUUCUCAUUUAUUUUUGAAUUUAAACUAAAAUAGUUAUUUUAGCAACGAAUCACAUUGCUAAUCAUAAACUAAGGAUAUAUAUAACAAAAAUUUAGUAGUUAGGUUUAAAUUGAUUUCAAAUAUUAUAUAUGAUGAUUAUUUUUAUGAUGCUUAAGCUUAUAGUCAUUCUCCUUUAUAUCAUGAUAUUGUUACAGUCAGCUGA